ACGAAGGGGGUGCGGAGAAGUGCGACAGAAGGAGGGAGGGUUAAGUUGUGCCAUCGGAGCGCAGAGGUGUUAGUUCAUAUCGACAGAACCGGCAGAGACAUAGGGGGGGAGAGAGUUUGGACUAUCACCACCAGAUGCACUUGUGUCUUUUCUUCUUUCGUUUUAACUUCCAUCCAUGUUGCUUAUAUCCAUUGCACACCGACAUCCACUUUCGUUGCGUUUUAUGAAGCGGAUUUUAAAAAGAACAUUCUCAACAGAUGUCAGACUCCGUUAGUGCCUCAGGUCAUCUAGGUGUUUUACGCACAGCUGGUGUUUAAAACUGAGCUGGGGCAAGAUUGAGGGGAUUCAGAGGCACUGCACUUCAAGAGACUUUAUUUUUUGUCAAGUUGCUAAAGGAAGCGGCUCCUCCAAGUGGAUUACUAUCAUUUCCUAAAUGUUUCCCCAGAGGAGGCUCUUCGCAUUUCCAUUUCUUGGCCGAGGAAGGAUGGAUGUGAGAAUGAACCCAGGACACCUACUUCUGGCAGUGACCCUCAUUGUCUGCAACUCACAGCUGCUGGUGGUCGCCAACUCAUGGUGGUCAUUAGCCAUGAACCCCAUCCAGAGACCGGAGAUGUACAUCAUUGGAGCACAGCCUCUGUGCAGCCAGCUGACAGGCCUGUCUCAGGGUCAGAGGAAGCUCUGCCAGCUCUAUCAGGACCAUAUGGUUUAUAUUGGAGAGGGGGCGAAGACGGGCAUCAAGGAGUGUCAGUAUCAGUUCAGGCAAAGGCGAUGGAACUGUAGCACAGUGAACAACACUUCAGUGUUCGGCCGCGUCAUGCAGAUAGGCAGCAGAGAAACAGCUUUUACUUACGCCAUCAGUGCAGCGGGUGUCGUGAACGCUGUGAGUCGAGCGUGCCGUGAGGGCGAGCUCUCCACCUGUGGCUGCAGCCGAGCGGCUCGUCCCAGGGACCUCCCGAGAGACUGGCUAUGGGGCGGCUGCGGGGACAACGUCCACUACGGCUACCGUUUCGCCCGGGAGUUUGUCGACGCCCGUGAGCGCGAGAAGAACUACCCUCGUGGAUCGGUCGAGCAUGCAGGCACGCUUAUGAAUCUACAGAACAAUGAAGCUGGGAGAAUGGCAGUGUACAAUCUGGCCAACGUCGCAUGCAAGUGUCACGGAGUCUCCGGCUCAUGCAGUCUGAAAACCUGUUGGCUCCAGCUGGCCGACUUCCGUCGCGUGGGAGAGUUCCUGAAGGAGAAGUACGACAGCGCCGCCGCCAUGCGCCUCACCCGACGGGGCAAGCUGGAGCUGGUCAACAACCGCUUUAACACCCCGACGAGCGAGGACCUGGUCUACACUGACCCCAGCCCGGACUACUGCCUGCGAAACGAGACCACCGGCUCUCUGGGCACCCAGGGCCGCCUGUGCAACAAGACCUCGGAGGGCAUGGACGGCUGCGAGCUCAUGUGCUGCGGUCGCGGCUACGACCAGUUCAAGACCUACAAACAUGAGCGCUGCCACUGCAAGUUCCACUGGUGCUGCUACGUCAAGUGCAAACGCUGCACGUCGCUCGUAGACCAGUUCGUGUGCAAGUAGCAGCCUAGGGAACGGGACAGACGCCCUGGAGAGGCACUGAGCAAUUAGCGGGAGAAGCACGGGACCCUUAACGGACCCAGAGGGGGAACUUAGAGAUAAUGAAAUGUAAAAUGAUAUAUUAAAUAGCAACAAAUGAAAGUAUAUAAGUAAGUGUACGUGUGCCGUUGAUAGUAAUUUAAUGACCUUUUCUGACUCAAGAAUCAAAAGUUGGACGUCAUUGAUGAAAAGGAGGCACCGGUGUGAUGUAUUCUGACUCGAGCUGUUGUUCUCUCCGUCUUUGAAUUCAGAGAGGCACGCACUCUUUGCUCGUUCUAAAAGGAAGAGCCUACAAACUCUUUAGAGACUCUAGAGGGAUCAAG
Rhinichthys klamathensis goyatoka is the source of this 1935-nucleotide messenger RNA. It is a transcript of the gene wnt5b, whose product is annotated as wingless-type MMTV integration site family, member 5b. Gene Ontology annotation, biological process: canonical Wnt signaling pathway; cell fate commitment; neuron differentiation. Gene Ontology annotation, molecular function: frizzled binding; cytokine activity. Lineage: Eukaryota; Metazoa; Chordata; Actinopteri; Cypriniformes; Leuciscidae. Gene Ontology annotation, cellular component: extracellular region. The transcript is spliced from 4 exons. The record is from RefSeq and is a predicted model, not a curated record. Bases 434 to 1576 code for a protein of 380 amino acids.